AUGAAAAAACAAGACUUAGUUAAAAAAAAAUAUGAAGCACCAAAAGCAAUAAAUAAUAAAAAACGUUUCGUAUUUAAGAAUGAAUUUAAAUAUGUAGAUGCUACAAACAUUUUAAAAAAUAUAUUUUUAAAAGAAAACCCUCCCAAGCCAAAUUUAUUAGUAAAAAAGGCGCAAACGGUAAAAGGUUAUAUUGCAAAUAAAAAAAUAAACGAUGUUCUUAUUAAAAAAAAAAAACGUGACACAUUAGAAGAUACACAAAAAAAUGUUGAUAAGAAAAAUGAUUAUCUAUAUAGAAAUAAUAAAUCAUUACGAAAAGGCACUGAACCAAACAACACAUUCUUAAUUAAAUCUAGCUCGCCUAAAAUAUCUAACUUUCAAAAGAAUAAGAAAAUGGGCACUUCUGUGAUUUCUACAAAACCCGUUUCUACGAAGAAUAAUAUGAGCCUUUUUCAGCGCCCCCGACGAAAAAAUAUAAUUUAUUCAUCUCUCGAUUCGUCAGAAGAGGGAAAAGAAGUAAUAGAAGAGGAAGAAGAGGAAUAUGAAGAAGUGGAAGUAGAAGAAGAAGAAGAAGUAGAAGAUGAAUAUGAAGAAGUGGAAGUGGAAGAGGAAUAUGAAGAAGUGGAAGUAGAAGAAGAAGUAGAAGAAGUAGAAGAGGAAUAUGAAGAAGUGGAAGAGGAAGAAGAAGUAGAAGAGGAAUAUGAAGAAGUGGAAGAGGAAGAAGAAGUAGAAGAAGAGCAUGAAGAAAUAGAAGAAGAUGAUGAGGUGAUAGAAGAAGAAGAAGAUGCUGAGGUAAUAGAAGAAGAAGAAGAUGAUGAGGUGAUAGAAGAAGAAGAAGAUGAUGAGGUGAUAGAAGAAGAAGAAGAUGAUGAGGUAAUAGAAGAAGAAGAAGAAGAUGAUGAGGUAAUAGAAGAAGAAGAAGAAGAUGAUGAGGUAAUAGAAGAAGAAGAAGAUGAUGAGAUAAUAGGAGAGGAAGAUGAAGAGGACGAGAUGGGCGAAAAAGAAAGUACCCAAAGUGUAACAAACAAUAAAAAUGAAGAAUUAAUGAAAGAUAAAGAAAAUGAAAUAAAGUGUAAUAUUGUAAUGGACAAUAAAGAAUAUAUAAAAAAGGAAAGCGAAGUAAUAAUUGGAAAAAAAGUAGAUAAUGAUGAAAAAACAGUUGAUGGUGAAAAUAAUUUUAAAAAUUAUAUAGAUAAAAUACAAGAAAAGGAUCCUAAUUAUUUAAUACUUGUAAAUAACAUAAUGGAAAAUUUAUUAAAGUAUGAUGAUUUUUAUAAUCAUAUUAAAAAUAGCAUAAAUUUUUACUAUACUAAGAAUGCGAUAAAUAAUAGUUACUUUAAGCUUUUAACUGAUGAUAUAAAUUUCAACAUUAUUGAUAAACAAAAUUCUGGAAAUAUUGUCUACAAUAAUGAAAAUAAUAAUCAUUUUGAAAAAAAAAAUUCAGAUGAAUUACGCAUUGAGAAGGACGAAAUUAAUGAAAGAAAUUACGAAGUGGAUGUAUCAUCAAAAACACAGAAUAGCGAUGUGAAGAACCACAAAAGCAAAAUCGAAGAAUAUAUCAUAGAAAAUAAACAAGACAUAAAAAAGGAAAUAAAACAAAAACAUGUAGGAACUGAUACGCUUGAUAUAAAUAACGAAACUACAAUAAUGAUGGAGGAAAAUGAAAAUAAUGAGAAUGAUAUAAAAAGCAAGGAUUAUCAAAUGAUUGAAACAAAUGAGGAUGCAAAGAUAAGUCAAGACAAUAAUAAUAAUAAUAACAAUAAUAAUGGUAAUAGUAGUAUAGAAAACUAUAGAUAUCCCGAAUCUGAAAAUGUCGAUUGCGUGAUAAAUCAAUCCAAUAGUGUUGAAUAUAACAAACAACUUAUAAACAUAAGUAAACAGGAUGAUAGCAUAAGUGAAUCAGAUACAUGUUCCAGUGAAAAAGAAGUUGAAGACAAUGAAUAUGAAGAGCGUGAUGAUACGAAAAAAGAUGGCAAUGAAAUUGACAAAAUUGAUAGUAAAUGUGACGAAGAUGAUAAUGAAGAAAGAGAAGAAAUUAUAACUAAAGAGAAAAAUGAAUCAGGAAGAAAAGUAAAAAGGGGAGAUGAACCAACUUCAGGUGAAAAAGAAAAUGAAAACUUAUCGUCAUAUGUAGAUAGCAAAAAUAAGAACGAACCUAACCUUGAAGAAAAUGAAAAUAAAAGGAAAUCCUUUUCUGGAGAAAGUGAAAGUGAGUCAGAAAAAAGUAUAAAUGGAGAGGGAUCUACAUCUGAAGAAAGUGAGAGUGAAAGUGAAUCGGAAAAAAGUGUAAAGAAAGAAGAAUCUACAUCUGAAGAAAGCGAAAGUGAGUCAGAAAAAAGUGUAAAGAAAGAAGAAUCUACAUCUGAAGAAAGCGAAAGUGAAUCAGAAAAAAGUGUAAAGAAAGAAGAAUCUACAUCUGAAGAAAGUGAAAGUGAAUCAGAAAAAAGUGUAAAGAAAGGGGGGUCUACAUCUGAAGAAAGUGAUAGUGAAUCAGAAAAAAGUGCAAAGAAAGGUGGAUCUGCAUCUGGUGAAAGUGAAAGUGAAUCGGAAAAAAGUGUAAAGAAAGAAGAAUCUACAUCUGAAGAAAGUGAAACUGAAUCUGAAGAGAGUAAAAAGAAAGGGGAAUUUAAAUCUAAAGAAAGUGAAAGUGAAUCAGAAAAAAGUGUAAAGAAAGAAGAAUCUACAUCUGAAGAAAGUGAAAGUGAAUCAGAAAAAAGUGUAAAGAAAGGGGGGUCUACAUCUGAAGAAAGUGAAAGUGAAUCAGAAAAAAGUGUAAAGAAAGGGGGGUCUACAUCUGAAGAAAGUGAAAGUGAAUCGGAAAAAAGUGUAAAGAAAGAGGGAUCUACAUCUGAAGAAAGCGAAAGUGAGUCAGAAAAAAGUGUAAAGAAAGAAGAAUCUACAUCUGAAGAAAGCGAAAGUGAAUCUGAUGAUAAUGUAGUCGAAACUCAAAGUGAAGAAGGAAAAUAA
This is a messenger RNA of Plasmodium yoelii, 2964 nucleotides long. RefSeq names its product conserved Plasmodium protein, unknown function. Bases 1 to 2964 code for a protein of 987 amino acids. The transcript has a single exon. Lineage: Eukaryota; Apicomplexa; Aconoidasida; Haemosporida; Plasmodiidae. The record is from RefSeq and is a predicted model, not a curated record.